Molecule: messenger RNA, 2535 nt
Organism: Acanthaster planci (crown-of-thorns starfish)
Lineage: Eukaryota; Metazoa; Echinodermata; Asteroidea; Valvatida; Acanthasteridae
Gene: ttc1
Product: tetratricopeptide repeat domain 1
Molecular function (GO): protein binding
Source: RefSeq, a predicted model, not a curated record
AUUUCUUGCUGGGUAUAGAAAUGUUUGGUUUUGCAUUUAAGGCUGGGAAGAGUAGGUUGCUCGGCCUCAUCCAAGCUCUGAAGGAGGCUGUGUUGUAUCUACCUGUGGGCUACGGUUGGUGGUUGAUACUGGUGACGGCUGGAGUCCUUGCUGGUGUGGCGAUCCUAUCAUGCAGGGGGUGCGGCCUUGAUGGCUGUGUUCACCGUUCUGUACCGCCUGGGCAGCGGUCUUUAGUUUAUUUUGCAGUGGAGAAAUAAGCCGUAGCUCUCAAGGGUAUGAACCCUUGAUUUCUCGAGACACAUCUCAGCAAGCCUUAGGAUUUCCGUGCUUCAUGAAGCGAUAUGGAUGCCGUUGACAGUCUUAGCAGCAAGGCACAGACUCCCGAAGAGGGAAGAACUCCUUCGAUUGGCGAGAGUGACUCUGACGAUGAGUUCUUUGAUGCCUUGGCAGCUGGCGAUGCUAACAAUGACAAUAAUGAUGGCACUGCUACCGGUGAAAAUACGCAGUGCAAGGAGAAGGAGAAACAGCACACGACUACCGAUGACAGUUUGACGAGGAUCGUCGAUGACUUGAUACAGUCCAAAAUCGGCGGAGGUGAAACAGUGGAUGCAACAAAUCAGGACCCCAGAGGAGGCGCUGACGAUACCAGCAAUGAUGGCUCGCAUGGUAGCCCGUCGGAAAAUGAACAACCUGAUAAGGAACCAUCAGAACAUGAGGGAGUGUAUCCCAACAGGAUACAGGAGACCAGUGAGCCUUUCAGUGACACGGCAAUUCACGAAGGGCUCAGAGCGGAGCAGGAAGAAGACAAUUUAAGGUCGGAGAACGACGAGGACAACGGACGAGGUGUUGUCAUAGACGAGGAAGCGAUGCGAGAGCUGGAGGAGCAGAUGACGGAAGAGGAAAAACAGGCAAGAAGAGCAGAAGCCCAGACUCACAAGACAAGAGGCAAUGAAUUAUUUAAGUCUGAAGAGUAUGCAGACGCCGUGUACGAGUACGGACAAGCGCUUCAGCUUUGUCCGCUCUGCUUCAAGAAAGACCGGUCCAUCAUGUAUGCCAACAGAGCAGCAUGUAGAGUCAGACAGGAAGACUUUGAGAAUGCUAUUACAGACUGCACUAAAGCCUUGGACUUGAACCCCCUAUAUCUGAAGGUCGUCCUGCGUCGGGCCCAGGCCUAUGAGCUGACAGACAAGCUGGAGGACGCCCUCAAGGACUUCCAGAGAGCAUUGGAGUUGGACCCAGGGUGCCACGAAGCCAGAGCAGCAUGCCUGCGCCUCCCCGACCAGAUCCAGGAACGGAACGAGAAACUUAAAGCGGAAAUGAUGUCCAAGUUGAAAGAUCUAGGGAACCUUUGCCUACGACCCUUCGGUCUGUCAACGGACAACUUCCAGUUCACCCAGGACCCGGCCACCGGCUCGUACUCGGUGAACUUCCAGCAGAAUGCAAGAGGGAACAAUGGAAAAUAAAAGAAAACAGAAAAUCAGUACUUUGACUGGCUCCCGCUCUUGCCAACUUUACACAGAAUUCUUGAGGGGGGGACAAAUAUGUGGAACAUUAGACGAAACCUCCAUCUAGGCGAACAUAUGAGCUUGGUCAAAGUCCACUGUCAAGCCCAAGCUAGGUGAAUUCCCAUUAGAAUUUAGACCGAGGGACAGCUCAUGAAGACCUACAUGUGAGAAACCAGUGCAUCGUUGACUUAGCGAACCUUUUUUGUCGACCAGGAUGAUGGGAUUCACCGAUAUUAUCACUCCACCCGUUAUCUUAUAACCAGUGAGGGCAAGAAAGGUUUCCUCUGUGAUGGUCUUUCCUCUGUGAGGAACUUGCGGACUAUAACAUAUUUUAUGAAGCAGUUUCUUUUAGCAAAAGAGGGAUGGUUUGUUUUAAAGGGAAAAUUCAACCAAAGAUUUGUCUUCAACAUUGUAGGAUUUUUCUGUGAUCUGUGAGAAAGCCUGUACUUCAUUCAGUGCGCAGGCCAUUGCGCUUGAUACAAGCUUUGAUCGGUUUAAAAUACCAAACUCUAGAUAUUCUGCUGUUCUUGCUUGUUUGCCCUUUUUGCCUCGUGAGUUGAUGAGAUCAUGUUGGUGGUCAGUCCUAAUGCAACCAGAGAGCUGUUCUGAUAGAAAACGAAUCAAAAAUUAACAAAGCAUGUUCUCCGCACAGUGCUCGUAAAAUGUUUUACUGUAAAAACACGAAAACGUCAAUGGCAUACAGAAGUCUUGGUGAGUAGUAAUUUAUUUCUAUCAUAUAUGUCUUAUGAGAUCACAUUUCUGUAGCUUUUUAAACUUUGUCUUUGAAUUAUGGUGAGGAUUAAAAUCUUAUUUAUAGUAAGAAAUGAAUACCUCAGUAUGUGUUGACCUGUCUGACAUCCUUAAACUAAAAAACAAAAUUCAUAAAAAGUCCUCAGAAAUGUUAGUUGUUGAUUCUUAAAAAAAACUUACUUAACAGACCUGAAAACUUGGCAAUAUUUGUGAUGUGCGUAUUUAACAAAAGUGAAACAUAGUUUUAGUGAAAAUAAAUGAUCAACUAGACAUAGCGAAA